Molecule: messenger RNA, 1527 nt
Organism: Penicillium nucicola
Lineage: Eukaryota; Fungi; Ascomycota; Eurotiomycetes; Eurotiales; Aspergillaceae
Exons: 4
Coding region: 1-1527 (508 amino acids)
Molecular function (GO): protein binding
Source: RefSeq, a predicted model, not a curated record
AUGGGCUAUUCCGAGCCAUACUGCCAUCUAUGUGGCGUGAGCUUCAACAUAAUCUUCAGUUCAACAUCAGGAAAACUGGACGAUGAUCCAGACUCCACCUUGCAAUGGGAACCCCCGGUUGUGAAGACGACAGACGUAGUCUGCUGUACGGACCACGAAGAUGCAGAUAGCGAUACCGAAUACAACCCCCAAGAAACCCAGGAUAGCGAGCCAUAUGAAUAUGACUCCGAUGUAUCAUACAACACCAGUGACGAAGAUGUGCCCGAACACGAAGAGACCACUGAUACAACGGACACCGAAACCCAAUUCUAUACCGAAUGGGCACGAAGAACCUUCAACCCAAAUUGCAGAGAGCCAGAGGAACGUGUCGGAUAUUUCGAUGCUUCGAGUUCCGCCUACUCGACCAAUAUUAUUUCUCCCGAGGCGGCCAGAGGAUGCCGCACAGCCCAGUUCCUGUUCCAUAAAAGCAAUUCUUGGCAGCCCGAUGAGCAUCAUGAGGCCUGGGAGGUACAUGGAGAGUGGGCACUUUCCGGUAUAUGCGAUGGAGUGCCGUCGCGUGAUUGUGAUAUCCCAACAGUGUGGCCGGCGCGCGGUGGAGUUGAAACCCUAGAAGCGGAUAAUACUAAUUACUAUCCACAUAUGCAACCAGAUGAUAUAGCAAUGCCGUUUCAUCCAUGGUGCUUCGAUAUUUUCUGCCGGCAAUCUAAAGUCCAGUUCAAACAUAUUGACACUUCAGCUCUUAUGAAAUGGCGCAAUACGGAGUUUGAUCGAAAGUCUUUUCUCAAGUUCCCUCGGGCAAAAGAAGUCCGCAGGGCACAGGAUCAAUGGUGGGAUCAUGAGCCUGGUAGUGAGUAUCUGGUUGCCAAUCCUCUUUAUGUGCCCGGGCUGCCAGAGCUUCUGAUCUCGGCGGUCAAUGGCGAGAGCAGUGACAAACAUUUUGGCGGACGUCAGAAAGACAGAUCAUCUGAAGCUACUAGAGCUCGAUCUAGACCAUCCCAGCAUCGGCGGGUCAAUCUCUUGUCAUCAAUGCCCUUGGAAAUCCGCCUCAUGAUAAUCGAUUUCCUGGGAUCAGACGAUGUCACCAGGUUAAGAGCCGCAUCUAGGACAUUCACCAAUCUCCCCAGUAGUGUAUGGUACCGACUCACACGCGAAGAGAUGCCUUGGCUUUGGGAAGCAUGGGAUGAAUCCGAAUGCACACACAGUCCUCAGAUCUGGACAAGAGUUUCAACUGCCCAGGUCAAGUCUAUCUUGAAAUCACGGAAGCUAUUGUCCAAUGUCUUGAGUGCGGACUACAUGAAAUACAAGGCUGCUGAGAAGGCUGCUGAGUACUGGUUACCCAUGCCAUGUGACAUGCCAAACCAGGUGGAUCUACCAAGACUGGGAACGGACUGGCGUGUUGUCUUCACGCAGAUCAAGCAGAACUGGAGAAGGCUUAAGGGCUUGCAGAAUCGACGGCGGAUUUGGACAGACGUGGAAGAGAUUAUUCGACGUAUUCGAAAUCUUGAAAUGGCUUCUGAUGAGCCAUAG